This is a messenger RNA of Staurois parvus, 306 nucleotides long. NCBI's taxonomy places the organism in Eukaryota, Metazoa, Chordata, Amphibia, Anura, Ranidae. The record is from the annotation of a GenBank genome assembly.
CAUACCAGCGUCCUGAUCACAGCCACACCCUAUACCAGCAUCCUAAACACCCGCCAUACCCCAUACCAGCAUCCUGAUCACCACCAUACCGCAUACCAGCGUCCUGAUCACCGCCAUACCCCAUACCAGCAUCCUGAUCACCUCCAUACCCUAUUCCAGCAUCCUGAUCACCGCCAUACCCCAUACCAGCAUCCUGAUCACCGCCAUAACCCCAUAACCAGCAUCCUGAUCACCACCAUACCCCAUACCAGCAUCCUGAUCCCCUCCAUACCCCAUACCCAGCAUCCUGAUCCCCCUCCAUACCCC